Eubalaena glacialis (North Atlantic right whale) is the source of this 756-nucleotide messenger RNA. RefSeq names its product LYR motif-containing protein 1. The record is from RefSeq and is a predicted model, not a curated record. Gene Ontology annotation, cellular component: mitochondrion. The coding region runs from base 388 to 756 and encodes 122 amino acids. Lineage: Eukaryota; Metazoa; Chordata; Mammalia; Artiodactyla; Balaenidae. The transcript has a single exon.
GAUGGACUGGACCAUAUUUUUGGCUGGGAUGGGGGGAGAGAGGAGAACUAAAGGGAGAAAAGGGAAAUAAGGAAAGGAUGAACUUAGAUAUAUUGUUGGCUGUACGGCGGAGCGUGGUCUAGAGUUUGAAGUUUAAGGAAGGCUCGAGCCUACCCUCGACCUGGGACUGAUACUCCCACAGAGGUCCGUCCGGUGGUUUGGUACGGCCUGGCCCACCGGACCUGCCAGAGCUCAGUCGGCCGCAGCUCAGCUGGGCUCCCGGCGCUGCCUCCUCCCAGCCUGCGGUGCCUAGUGCCAGUGGCUACCCUGUUGAACAGCGAAGAUAUAGACUAUUUCCAUCAUUGAAGAACAUUCUGUUGGUCAUUGUUGGACUGGAGAAACUCGAAGAUGACAACGGCAACACGACAAGAAGUUCUUGGCCUCUACCGCAGAAUUUUCAGGCUUGCGAGGAAAUGGCAGGCUGCAUCAGGGCAGAUGGAAGACACCAUUAAAGAAAAACAGUACAUAUUAAAUGAAGCCAGAACACUGUUUCAGAAAAACAAAAAUCUUACAGACACAGACCUGAUUAAACAGUGUAUAGAUGAGUGCACAGCCAGGAUUGAAAUUGGACUGCAUUACCAGAUUCCUUAUCCAAGGCCAAUUCAUCUACCUCCUAUGGGCCUUACCCCACUACGAGGCCGGGGACUUCGAAGCCAGGAGAAAUUGAGGAAAUUUUCCAAACCAGUAUAUCUCAAGUCUCAUGAUGAAGUUUCCUAA